Messenger RNA from Dromaius novaehollandiae (emu), 967 nucleotides. RefSeq names its product olfactory receptor 10K1-like. Gene Ontology annotation, cellular component: plasma membrane. NCBI's taxonomy places the organism in Eukaryota, Metazoa, Chordata, Aves, Casuariiformes, Dromaiidae. The record is from RefSeq and is a predicted model, not a curated record. Gene Ontology annotation, molecular function: olfactory receptor activity. Gene Ontology annotation, biological process: detection of chemical stimulus involved in sensory perception of smell; G protein-coupled receptor signaling pathway.
GAGGAGGGACACUAGCAGGUUCCCUCGGUCACGCCAGCUCCUCGCACCUCCGGUGAGCCGGGCGCUGCUUUUCCCUUGCCCAACGCUCAGAGAAAGCCCUUGGCUUCCAUGGAAAACGGCAGCCAGACCCUGACCACGGACCUCAUCUUCCUGGGCUUCUCCAGCCUGGCCGAGCUGCAGAAGCUGCUCUUUGUGGUCUUCCUGCUGCUCUACCUGCUCACGCUGAGCACCAACGCCACGAUCGUGCCCGUCAUCAGGCUCGAGCCGAGCCUGCACACACCCCUGUACUUCUUCCUCCGCGUCUCGUCACCCUGGGAGACCUGCUACACCUUCGUGGUCGUCCCCAAGAUGCUGGCGGACUUGCUGGCGGGGAGGAAAGCCAUCUCCUUCCUGGGCUGCGCCGUGCAGAUGUACCUCUUCCAGCUCCUGGGGUGCUCCCACCCCUUGCUGCUGGCCGCCACGGGCUACGGCCGCUGCGUGGCCAUCUGCCACCCCUUGCGCUACCGCGGCACCAUGAGCCGUGACAGAGCUUCCGCUCCCGGCGGCUUGCUGGUCGCCCAGGCCGUCGCCGCCGUGGUGUUCGUCUCGCCCUUCCCGGCCUCCGGGGAGCUCAACCACCUCUUCCGCGACGCCGCCCCGGUCCUCGGCGCGGCCUUCGCUCGCAGCGAGCUCAGCGAGGCCGUCGUCUUCGCGGUGGGCGUCUUCGGCCUCCUCAUCCCGCUGGCGCUCACCCUCCUUUCCUGCCUCCUCAUCCUCUCGGCCAUCCCGCAGAUGCCCUCGGCCACGGGCAGGCGCGAAGCCUUCUCCACCCGCAGCGCUCACCUCAGCCCCGUCCUCUACGGCCUCCGGAACAAGGACGUCAGAACGGCUCUUCCGAAAGCCCUGGGGAAAACCAGGCUUUCUCGGGAAGCUUCCCACUGAAGAGGGUUUCCUCCUCACGUAGUUCCAGCCAACGGCUUCCACCUCC